ACAGAAAAUGAAAAAAAUAUUUUCUAACCUAUAAAACCGGGCGCUCAAUGAGCCCCUUAUUAUUAUCUUCUCAUUUAUAUCCUUUUAUCAUCUUUUAUUAUCAAAUCAAGAACAGAUUACUUACUUAAUAAAAAAGAUAACGUAAUUUUUUCACUUCACAUUAUUCAUUUAUUAUUCAAUCAGUUAUAUAGUUUCGAUAACAUAUUCUUUUUAGCAAAAUAUAAUAAACACUAUCAUGUCGAUUUCUAUACACAACAAUGUUGUUAGUGGUCCAGAAGAGCGAGCCAUCCCAGCGCAUCUGUCUUUUGGUCAAUAUUUAUUUGACCAGUUAAAAAAUAAUGGAGAUAAAAUAGCAUUGAUUAGUGCUGAAACUGGGGAGAAAAGAUCAUACAAAUAUUUCCUCCAAAACAGUGUAAACUUGGCAGUAAAACUACAAAGGUUAGGUUUAAAGAAGGGAGAUGUUGUCGCUCUAAGCAGUGAAAACCGUUUUGAAUUUAUUGUAUCAUCCUUAGCAGUUGUAUACUGUGGAGCAAUACUGUCUACGCUUAAUAUUACAUACUCACCAGGUGAAAUAACUCACAUAUUGAAAAUUACAAAACCAAAAUUUAUAUUUACUUCACCGAUAACUGCUCAGAAUAUGUAUGAUUGUAGUCAAGACUUACCCUUUGUAGAAAAAAUAAUUUUCUUUGGUGAAGAUGAAGUAGUGCCUGGGCUUAUGUAUGAUGAUUUAGUAAAGGAUCAUUUUAAUAUAGAUGAUUUUGAUCUGGUUGAUGUUAAUGGGUUGACUGAUACUGUGGCCGUAAUGUGUUCUUCUGGCACCACUGGCUUACCAAAGGGUGUCAUGCUUACACAUGUAAAUUUUUUGACAUUAUGUGCGCAUUAUAAAUAUUACUUUUCAUGUGUACAAGAGAAGAAAAAUAGUACCGUACACAAUGGUUUGGCACUCAUACCAUGGUUCCAUGCAUAUGGAUUCAUAAGUCUAUUUGCAGUUAUGGCUAUGGAUAUUACUAUAGUUUUCCUCAUUCGUUUUGAUGGGGAACAGUUCUUAGAAACCAUUCAGAAUUAUAAGAUAAACAUGACAACAAUUGUGCCACCUCUUGCUGUGUUCUUAGCUAAGAACCCCUUAGUACUUAAAUAUGACUUGUCAUCAUUGCACGAAGUCUGGUGUGGUGCAGCGCCUCUGUCAAGUGAGAUACAAAAAGCAGUCACAGAAAGAACUGGUAUAGACUUCAUAAAACAGGGUUAUGGUCUUACGGAAGUAACAAUGGCAUGUUGCGUAGAUUUAACAAGUGGUGAGAAAGUUGGUUCUUGUGGUACACCUGCUCCCGGCAUGAAAAUAAAGGUAAUAGAUAUAGAGAAUGGAAAGAAACUGGGUCCAAGAAAAGAGGGUGAAUUGUGGAUAAAAUCACCAUUGCGUAUGAAAGGUUACAUGGGAGACCAAGCUGCAAGCGAGGAGCUCUUCGACAGCGAAGGCUAUGUCAGGACUGGCGACAUCGGCUACUACGACGAAGACGGAUACUUUUACAUUGUCGAUAGACUCAAAGAACUAAUAAAGUACAAAGGCUUCCAGGUGGCGCCUGCAGAAAUAGAAGCAUUGUUACUGCAGCACUCAGGCGUAGCGGAAUGCGGUGUAGUGGGGCUCCCUGAUGAAUUAGCUGGAGAACUGCCGCUUGCUUUUGUGGUAGCGCAACCAAAUUCGAAAGUCACAGAGAAAGAACUUGUCGAACACAUCGCUUCCAAGGUAUCGCCGGCAAAACAUUUACGGGGCGGCGUUAUUUUUAUCAACGAAAUACCUAAGAAUGCUUCUGGAAAAAUCCUGCGAAGAGAGUUAAGACAAAUGUUACAAAAACGCAAAAGUAAGCUGUAAACUAGACUAGUAGACUAAUGUGUUCAGGACACGGAUUUAUUCCCGAGUUCCCGCGAAAAAACCAAUGUACAAAAUGAAACAAGUCCACCGCCGAACAUUAUUAUUAAAAUAUAUUAACACAUAAUGGUAAUCUAAUUGAUUGAUAUGAAAAAUAGGCGAACAAUUUCCAGAUCCAGUGAUACUAAAGUUCGAUUGUUUCUUUUUAGUCAAAUUCUGGUUGUGAUAGUAAUUUGAUCAGUUUACAUAUAUUGUGAGGUAUUAUAAUGUAUACAAAAUUAUUUCGGAUCACUUCAUUCGCGUUAAAAAAAAACUGUGAGUCAUCAGUGUAACUGAAGGUUAAAGUACUCAGUGACGACGAUUAUAAUACCUUACAAAUAUAUCUUUAUAAUAUAAAAGGUACGUUGGUGUAAAAUCAGACGCUUUCAGCGUGUUAGUGUUCGCGAAUUAUAUUUUUACAAUAAUUUAUUGAAUUUAUCGUAAUAAAUAAUUUUGGCAAUAUUUUAUUAAAUAUAUGUACUAAAAAAUAA
Manduca sexta (tobacco hornworm) is the source of this 2394-nucleotide messenger RNA. Its product is annotated as 4-coumarate--CoA ligase 1. Gene Ontology annotation, biological process: long-chain fatty acid metabolic process; fatty-acyl-CoA biosynthetic process. The coding region runs from base 236 to 1867 and encodes 543 amino acids. The record is from RefSeq and is a predicted model, not a curated record. Lineage: Eukaryota; Metazoa; Arthropoda; Insecta; Lepidoptera; Sphingidae. Gene Ontology annotation, molecular function: long-chain fatty acid-CoA ligase activity. The transcript is spliced from 9 exons.